This is a messenger RNA of Tremella mesenterica DSM 1558, 801 nucleotides long. RefSeq lists its product as uncharacterized. Gene Ontology annotation, molecular function: nucleic acid binding; zinc ion binding. The transcript has 2 exons. NCBI's taxonomy places the organism in Eukaryota, Fungi, Basidiomycota, Tremellomycetes, Tremellales, Tremellaceae. Bases 1 to 801 code for a protein of 266 amino acids. The record is from RefSeq and is a predicted model, not a curated record.
AUGGAACCAGAAAGAAGAAUUACACGAGGGAUGAGUAGGGAUGGAGACAGGAUGGAGGAGAACGAGAGGAGAGCAUUGGAGGAGCUUAGCAGAGCAAUGGGACAGGACCUUGGAGUGGAGGAUAGUGUGGGGGGAUCAAUUCAAGGAGAUGAGUUCGUUCCACCGGUGCCUUCUAACCCUCCUUCUCCUCCGCCUAAUGCUCUCCCACCUGCGGGAUCCCCACUUGGAUCAGACCAAACCCCACGCCCAAGAGAAAACACUGGAAGUACGGCGAACUUGGGAGAAGAAGGAACACAAGGGGUGGUGUUGGCCCUGAUGCAGAUGGUGGCGAAUAUGAACAAAGACAUGAUGGAGGAGAGAAGGCGUAGGGAGGAAUGGGAACAGAGAAGAGAAAGGGAUACAAGGACGGAGAAGAAAGAAGAGAAGAAAUGGGAAAAGGGGCAACCUUCGGCGCAGGGUGGUGUCCAGGCGGCUAUGAUGUCGACGGUGGUAAAGAGUACACCACCAAACAUCGACGAAGUAAGAUGGCCUAGGCCGAGCUCCGAUCUGAGGGAGACAAGGAGGAAGGAGGGGAAGUGUACCGAGUGUGGUGAAGCAGGACAUUGGCUGAAGGAAUGCCCUGUAAGGGAGGCUAAGGUUAAGGUUGGACUGUUGCCUCCAUGGGGGGGGAAGUUCGGAGAACGUGGUGGAGGAUCGGGAGGGAACGCAGUACCUCUCGGACAGAGGAGGAACUUGAAUGCGGUUGGAGGAGAAGUAGAUUUGGAAGAGGACCAGGGAAAAGAAGAGGACCUGUCGCAGUAG